AAAAACAAAACCCACAGAUAAAUAAGAAAGCAUGUUCAAACUAUCGGAAUUGGUGCGCUGGCUCGGCCUAACAGAGUUUGAAAUAUUGUUGAAUCUCUGCGGUCUGUUAAUGUUUACCAUAACGCUGUCCCUAAAAAUAUCUGGCGCGCUCAACAAUAUUGCGCUGGAUGUCAAGAGUGAUUGGUUUGCCGUAUUCAGUCCGCUGUUUUUCAUCGACAUUUUCAACGCUUACUUCUGCGUGAUAGUCGGCAUACGAAUGUAUCUGGACUCUGACAACAAACGCAAGGCUCUGAAUCGCUUUAUGUGGAGCACAUAUUUUCUCGUCCUCAUUGCUAUAUUCAAGUAUCUGCUCUGUCUUAAACUGUCGGGAAAGACGGGUCUGGAGUAUAGCGAAGUGUUUUCGCCAAUAUUCGUACUGCUGCAGUUAGUUGCUGUGCGUGCUUGUCAGUUACCCAAUUCCAUAUAAUACUUGAUCAUGCACAUACACCCCUAGUAUAAGCUAUAAAAAUACUUGUGAAUAAAGUAUGUAAAACGAAA
This is a messenger RNA of Scaptodrosophila lebanonensis, 537 nucleotides long. RefSeq names its product transmembrane protein 203. Gene Ontology annotation, biological process: intracellular calcium ion homeostasis. The record is from RefSeq and is a predicted model, not a curated record. Gene Ontology annotation, cellular component: endoplasmic reticulum. The transcript has a single exon. Bases 32 to 466 code for a protein of 144 amino acids. NCBI's taxonomy places the organism in Eukaryota, Metazoa, Arthropoda, Insecta, Diptera, Drosophilidae.